Molecule: messenger RNA, 732 nt
Organism: Didymosphaeria variabile
Lineage: Eukaryota; Fungi; Ascomycota; Dothideomycetes; Pleosporales; Didymosphaeriaceae
Exons: 1
Coding region: 1-732 (243 amino acids)
Source: RefSeq, a predicted model, not a curated record
AUGCGGAAUCUCGCUCUACUUCUCGCCACGGCGGUUACUUCCCUCGCUGCUACAGUCACCGUCACAGAGGUUGCAAACCUUACACUAGCCGCAAAUGCCAGUACCGAGGUCUUCGACAAGGCUGCCAAGGUCUUCCUUGCGCAACCUGGCGCAGUAAAAUUCCGCAGCUCUCGACUCGUCGAGAAUAGCGACAGCUUCCGUCUGUUCGUCGACUGGGAAACGAUUGAGGCAAGCCACGCUUUCGCCAAAACGAAGGCAUACAAGCACCUCCAGAAGGAAAUUCAGCAUGUCCUAGCGAAAGACCCUGUGUACUACCACGUUGCAUUCGAGCCCUCGCCACCGGUUGUCUUCGAUAACUAUGAAGGCAAGGGCGAGUCACCUUUCACCGAGUUCCUGAACUUCUUCUUUCCCGGCGGUGAUGGCUACAACAGCACGCGGGAAGCCAACGUAACGGAGACUAUGACUGCCAUCCUAGAGAAGUACGCUCCUACUGCGGACGGCUUCACAGGACACACCGCUCUGGGCUGGGGUCUCGACGAGAUCGCGUACAUGGGGGCGCAGCGCCGUGUCUUCGCAAUUGGUGUGGGUUGGGAAUCGGUGGAGGCUCACGAAACGUGGGAGAAAACUCCGGCGUACGCGGAAUUCCUUCCUCAGCUGUUAGGCUUGGACAGCCUUAUUGGUAUUGAGAUGCGCCAUGUGAGCAACAAGAUCGUGAAGAAAGCCGAGGCCUAG